Mya arenaria is the source of this 927-nucleotide messenger RNA. Its product is annotated as P2X purinoceptor 7-like. The record is from RefSeq and is a predicted model, not a curated record. Bases 213 to 791 code for a protein of 192 amino acids. NCBI's taxonomy places the organism in Eukaryota, Metazoa, Mollusca, Bivalvia, Myida, Myidae. The transcript is spliced from 3 exons.
ACUAUGCAGCCUUAUUUUAAACUUUUCGGUAUAGGUUCUAUUCGGCAUCAUAUUUUGAUUGGUAAUUUUCUUACGAAAAUUUACGAUCAUUUUACCUGUUUCCGAACGGUAUAUUACGCUACAUUUCAUACCUGUACGGAAAAUGACGGAAAUAUUUCCGGAAAAGUGCGAAGUCGAUGAUCAGACUGUGACGUCACAGUCGUGAAUCCAAAAUGUCUGACAGCGAGAAUUACACAACUGACGGAGAUGAAUCGAUUGAUUUUUCGGAUACUAGCUCGUAUGACGCUGAAAAUAACAUUGUUCCAUAUCAGUUUGAACCAUUAAAUAGGGAUGAUUUAAUUGAAGACGACAUUAAUCGUCUAGAUCUUCACGACGGAGAUGAUGGAAAUCGAAUUGGCAACACGAACUGGUGCAGAUGCAAUAGCUGUAUUGCUAUGCAUACAGAGCGGGAAUCGGUAUGCUGCCGUGAUGUUGAACAAACAAACUUCAAACUGGAUGUGUUCAAUGAAGAAGCCCAUGACAUUGAAUGUAUAACAGACCACCCCGGGUUUGGCACUGUUUGCCUGGACCGCUAUGUGCUAGAGACUGCAUACUACCAGUACAGACAGCAGUAUGGAGUGCCGCAACAGGAAGAUAAUGAGCAACAGAGAUAUGUGGCAUAUCGCCAGUUUGUCAGAUGGUGUUGGGGAUAUUUGGGAAGAGAGGUGCGUGUUGUACUUCCAUCAUGUGCAGUUCAAAGGAUUAGGGCGCAGUUUCCAUCACAGCAGUAUGAGGGAUUUCAGGACUUAUAGGCAGUCAUGACAGAUGUUUGCGACAUAUUGUUUGCUACUUAUGUGUCAGAUUUCAAUUUUACUAUUCCAAUAUUUUACCACAAGUGUUUUGUGUUUUUUGUGAUGAAUCAAUUGAAAUAAAAUGUUUGACAGGUUG